Molecule: messenger RNA, 1041 nt
Organism: Micropterus dolomieu (smallmouth bass)
Lineage: Eukaryota; Metazoa; Chordata; Actinopteri; Centrarchiformes; Centrarchidae
Product: stonustoxin subunit beta-like
Exons: 5
Coding region: 244-1041 (265 amino acids)
Molecular function (GO): protein binding
Source: RefSeq, a predicted model, not a curated record
CUGGACUUGGUUGAAGAAGAUACUCGAACAUGUUUCACCUCUCAUUCAAUAGGCUUUUUCAGUUCUGACUGACUGGCAGGAAAUCCCACCUAUUUAACCUUUGUGUGGGCGUUAUCAAGUCUUUCAGACAGUCUGAUCAAGAAGAAAGGCUGUCCUUCUCUGUCCUCACCUCUGAUCUCCAACCCCUCCCAUCUGAGAGAGCUGGACCUGAGCUACAAUCAUCCAGGAGACUCAGGAGUGAAGAUGGUGUCUGCUGGACUGGAGGAUCUACACAGUAUGUCAGGCAGUCUGAUCACAAAGAAAGGCUGUAAAACUCUGGACUCAGCUUUGAGCUCCAACCCCUCCAAUCUGAGAAAGCUGGACCUGAGCUGCAAUCAUCCAGGAGACUCAAGAGUGAAGCUGCUGUCUGCGGGACUGGAAGAAUCGCACUGCAAACAGGACACUCUCAGCAUUGACCGUGGUGGACUGCAGAGGCCAAAAUGUGGGGUCAGAAAGUAUGCCUGUGAACUGGAACUGGACACAAACACAGCAAACAGAAACCUCAAGCUGUCUGACAGCAACAGGAUGGUGACAUAUUCGACAGAGGAUCAGUCAUAUCCUGAUCAUCCAGAAAGAUUUGUCUGCCCUCAGCUGAUGUGUACAAAUCGUCUGACUGGUCUCUAUUACUGGGAGGUCAAGUGGACAGGCAUGGUUGAAAUAGCUGUGACUUACAGAGGAAUCAGAAGGAACGCACAAAGUAAUGACUGUGUGUUUGGAAUGAAUGAUCAGUCCUGGAGUCUGAGCUGCUCUGAUGUUGGUGGUUACUCUGUCUGCCACAAUAAGAGAAAAACAUCUAUCCCCUCUUCCACCUCCUCCUCUGUCUCUCACAGAGUUGGAGUGCAUGUAAACUGUCUUGCUGGCAUUCUGUCCUUCUACGAAGUCUCUCUUGGCAAACUGAUCCCCCUCCACACCUUCAACACCACAUUCACUGAUCCUGUUUAUCCUGGGUUUGGUUUCUGGUCUGGUUGUUCUGGUUCCUCAGUGUCUCUGUGUUCUCUGUAG